AUGACCCCAACUGAGAACCAUACAGAGGUGACGGAGUUCAUUCUUGUGGGGUUCACCAAUGAUCCAGAAACGCAGAUCCUGCUCUUCAUAACUUUUUUCCUCAUCUACCUCAUCAGUCUGGUUGGGAACCUGGGGAUGAUCCUGCUGAUCAUGUUGGACUCUCGUCUCCACACUCCCAUGUACUUUUUCCUCAGCAACCUCUCUCUGGCUGACUUUGGUUACUCCUCAGCUGUCACGCCCAAGGUCAUGGCAGGGCUUCUCACAGGAGACAACGUCAUCUCCUAUAAUCAUUGUGCCGCUCAAUUCUUCUUUUUCGUAGCUUUUGCUGUUACUGAAAGCAACCUUUUGGCUGUCAUGGCUUAUGAUCGGUAUGCAGCAGUGUGCAAACCCCUUCAUUACACCACCACUGUGACAACUGUGUGUGCAUGUCUGGGCAUAGGCUCCUAUGUUUUGGGUUUCCUGGAUGCUUCCAUCCACACUGGGAACAUUUUCAGGCUCUCCUUCUGUCGGUCCAAUGUGAUUGAUCACUUUUUCUGCGAUGCUCCUCCCCUUCUGGCUAUCUCAUGUUCUGACAGAUACAUCACUGAACUAGUUAUUUUUUUAGUGGUAGCUUUCAAUUCCUUCUUCUCUGUCAUGGUAAUAUUGACUUCAUAUUUAUUUAUAUUUACUACCAUCCUGAGGAUCCACUCCUCUGAAGGACGCCAGAAGGCUUUCUCCACCUGUUCGUCCCACCUCACUGCAGUCUCUCUUCUCUAUGGGAUAAUCACCUUCAUGUACCUACAGCCCAGCUCUAGUCACUCCGUGGACACAGACAAAACGGCGUCUGUGUUCUAUGUCAUUGUCAUCCCCAUGCUGAACCCCCUAGUCUACAGCUUGAGGAAUAAAGAGGUCAAGAGUGCCUUUCUAAAAGUUAUUGGGAAGGCAAAAUCUCUUAAAGGAAUCAUAAUUUAA
Messenger RNA from Echinops telfairi (small Madagascar hedgehog), 951 nucleotides. RefSeq names its product olfactory receptor 5B12-like. Gene Ontology annotation, cellular component: membrane. The coding region runs from base 1 to 951 and encodes 316 amino acids. NCBI's taxonomy places the organism in Eukaryota, Metazoa, Chordata, Mammalia, Afrosoricida, Tenrecidae. The transcript has a single exon. Gene Ontology annotation, biological process: G protein-coupled receptor signaling pathway; sensory perception of smell. Gene Ontology annotation, molecular function: odorant binding; olfactory receptor activity; G protein-coupled receptor activity. The record is from RefSeq and is a predicted model, not a curated record.